UAAUUAAUUAGAAAUAUGGGGAAGAAAGAGCCGAUACCUGAUGUUACUUCUGAAAGUAAAAGUAACGGCGUCAAACAAAGCAAAACUAACGGGACAACCAAUGGGACGACCAACAGUCAUCCUGUUGUAAGAUUUUCCGAGAAAGAAGAUCCAUAUGAAAGAGAUAAAUUGCAUUCAAAGUACUGGAGAAGUCUGCAGUCGCUCAAGCCAGUAAGACUUACAAAGAGAAAAUGUCCUGCACCGGUGGAUAAUGCGAAUGUGUUUUCAUUUAUUACAUUUUCUUGGUUAACCCAAACAAUAGUAGCAGCCAAGAACAACCUUACACCAGAAGAUAUUCCACCGCUUUCAAAAUAUGACGCGUCGCAAUCGUCGUCAGAAAGGCUCUAUCGGCUAUACGAUGACGAAGCAAACAAAAUCAACGGAGUGCCGUCGAUAAGACGGGCAGUGUUUCGCUACAUACGGACACGAAUGAUUGCAUCUUCAAUUGCUGUAACCAUAUCUGUCACACUUGCUUUUGCCGGACCGGCAUUUUUGGUUAGUCGGCUAAUUGGAUUUUCGGACCAAGUAAAUCCGUCUGUUGGAUAUGGAAUUGGACUCGUAUGUGGUUUAGGUUGCACUGAGUUUGGAAGGUCGCUUUUAUUCGCAACUUUUUGGGCAAUCAACUACAGGACGGCAAUCAGAGCACGGGCUGGUGUUCUUACCAUGGUUUUUAAAAAGAUCGCCCGACUUCGGAGUUUAAAAGACAAGUCUGUUGGCGAGCUCGUGAAUUUGCUGGCCAACGAUGGACAACGCUUAUCUGAGAUGAUAAUGUUUGGAGGCAUAUUGAUAGGAGCUCCUUUCAUGUUGAUCGUCACUACUAUAUUUUGCUGUGUCUACCUGGGGUGGACUGGCUUAAUUGGAAUCUUAUCCUUCGUCAUGUUCAUGCCAUUUCAGAUGUUCCUUGGUAAGAUGAUGGCAAAAUAUCGAAGAGAAACCAUCCAGAUAACCGACACACGAGUCCGUAUGAUGAAUGAGAUAUUAACUUGUGUGAAACUUAUAAAGAUGUACGCUUGGGAAGUCAGUUUUGCUAAAUCCAUAGGCCGGAUAAGAGAGAAUGAACGCACGUUGCUCCGAAAAGCAAGUUUUAUCCAAAGUUUGCAAGUCACCGUGAUUCCAAUAGUUCCGGUCGUUUCAACCGUGUUGACAUUCCUCGUUCAUACUUUAUGUGGAUAUCCCUUGAAUGCUACAAAGGCGUUUACGAUUAUAUCCGUGUUCAAUGCUCUGAGAUUUAUACUCGCUGUUCUACCACAAGCAGUCAAAGCAAUGGCUGAGGUAUUUAUAACGUUCAACCGAAUAGACGACUUGUUAACAAUGGAAGAAAUGGAAGAAUAUUUCAUCCCCACUGCUUCUACUAACAACGCUGUAGAGUUUACCAACCUCACAACAGCAUGGGAUGUCGUGGAAAAAGAUGAUACGAGUGAUUCUGACAGCGUUGAAUCUUCAAAGACAGAAAACAUGGUUGACGUUCUGCAUAACCUGGAUCUGAUAAUUCCCAAGAAAAGCUUGCUGGGAAUUUGCGGUUCAGUUGGUAGCGGUAAGUCAUCGUUGAUCAACAGUAUUCUUGGUCAGUUGCGAAUACAAAAUGGGACGAUUGGUUUGUCCGGCACACUAGCUUACGUUCCCCAGCAAGCAUGGAUAUUUCAUGAAACUGUUCGUGCGAAUAUUUUGUUUGGGUCGCCGUGGGACGAAGAGAAAUACAACAGAGUUGUUGAAUGUUGUUCUCUGUCUUCUGAUUUUGCGAUUCUUCCUGAUAAAGAUCUCACUGAGGUUGGAGAGCGAGGUAUUAACUUAUCUGGUGGACAAAAACAAAGAAUAAGCUUGGCCAGAGCUGCGUACAGCGAACGGGAGAUAGUAUUACUUGACGACCCUUUAUCUGCUGUCGAUGCCCACGUUGGAAAGCACAUUUUCUUCGAAUGCAUUAAGAAAGUUUUAUCAGAGAAAACCGUAGUGUUUGUCACCCACCAACUCCAGUAUUUAAAAGAUUGUGACGAAGUUGUGUUGUUGAAGGAUGGGGUUAUGGCUGAGAGAGGCCACCAUGAUGACCUGAUGAAGAAACAGGAAGAAUACUAUAAUCUUAUUAGUAACUUUUACUUGGAACAAGAACAAGAUAAGAAGCCAGAAGUCGUAGAUACCGAACUUGUGAAGCAAAUAAUCCGGCAAAGAACCCUCAGUGGUGGAUCAUUACCAG
Ciona intestinalis (vase tunicate) is the source of this 2227-nucleotide messenger RNA. The record is from RefSeq and is a predicted model, not a curated record. Lineage: Eukaryota; Metazoa; Chordata; Ascidiacea; Phlebobranchia; Cionidae.